Molecule: messenger RNA, 3117 nt
Organism: Insectozyma verbasci
Lineage: Eukaryota; Fungi; Ascomycota; Pichiomycetes; Serinales; Debaryomycetaceae
Source: the annotation of a GenBank genome assembly
AUGAGUAAUGAUGAUGAUACUUGGAAAGGAAGGUUAAUAGAACUACUGCAUGUUAUAGCUGAUCCGUUUUUAGUUGAUUUAAAUAAAUUCCAUUCAAAAGAUUUAACAUCAUUAUUAGAUGGUAUUAAUGAUAUUACAACAGAUCAAUUAUUUAAAGAAAUUAUUAUUAAAUCAUUAAAUGAAUCAAUGUUCAAACCAAUUAUACCUCAAGAUGAAUUAAAAAGAAGAUCUGAAGUUGAUUUACAAUCAAAUAAAACAAAAUUACAAAAAUUAGAACAACCAACGGCACCUACACAACCAGAACCACCAGUGGAGCCUAUUACUACUCCAACUUCAGCAUCCUUACCAUCUGAGCCAUCAAUACCAUCUUCACAGAUUAGUCAAUUACCUACUCCACCAGCAACAAUAGAUUUCAAAAAACAAUCUCAAGUUACUUCAUUAAAAACUCAAUCUCAAGUAACAGAAGAAGAAUUGGAAAUAUUCCUAAAUAAAAAUUUGAAAGAUUUAGAAAUUUUAUCGGUACCUGAACAUUAUCCAACAAAACCACAAAAUGUAACUUCAUUAGCAGAAUUAUAUUAUUUAACUCAAACAUUGCCUUUGAUUAAAUUAUUACCUGGUAGUCAUAAAGUUUUAAUGACUGAAAAUUUUGAAUCUGCAUUGUUAGAAGGUAAAAUUGCUGUAUUAUAUUCAAGAAUUGAAGAAUUAAAAAGACAAGGUAAAUGGUCCUUACGUCAACCUAUUAAAUUUAAUGAUCCGAUUAAACUGCAAAAGAGAAAUAGAAGAAGAUUAUUUCAUUGGGAUAAUUUAUUAAAAGAAGCAAAAUGGAUGAGUGAAGAUUUCAGAGAAGGUACAAAAUAUAAGAAGUAUUGUUGUGUUUUAAUGGCAGAAGCAGUGGAAGAAUAUUGGAAAUUAGGUAAAGAUGCAACAUGUAUAAAAAGAAAAGAAAUACAAUUCUUACCUGAAGAUAAACCAGAUGAAAUAAUAAUAGAUAAUAAUAAUCAUGAUCCACCAACUAUAAAUACAGAAUUAUUAACUGAAAAUAAUCAAGAACCACCACAAGAACCUACACCCGAACAAACACCAAAACCAGAAACAACCAAAAAACCAUCUCCUUUCAAAUCAUUUAUUGAUCUUGAUUAUAUUAAAAAAAUUGAUCAAUCAAUAAUUAAAAAUAUACCUACAUUUACUGCAUUUGAUGAUGAUGAAAAAAUUCUGGGUCUACCAUUGAAACCAAGAUCAAGUCCAAUAACACCAGUCUCAAGAUUAAUUUAUCCAUUUGAGCAAGAUGAUAAUUGGUAUAAAAUAGUUUUAAAAGAUUUUGAGAAUGAAAUUAAUAAGUCGAGUGGCCCCCCAGAAUAUCAAAAAGGUUUAUUUGGAUUACAACGUAGAUUUAAUUAUUUAAAACCUCCAAAACCUCCAUUAAUUAAGAAUAUAGAUUAUAGAUCGCCUACUAUUUGGUUACCACAAGAUGAUAAAAGAUUAAUUCAUUAUGUUGCUGAAUAUUGUUUUAAUUGGGAUUUAAUAGCUGAACAUUUGUCACCAAAUUCUUCUGCAGUUAGUCUUAAAAAAUAUGAAUCAAAUAUUGAAAGAAGAACUCCGUGGCAAUGUUUUGAACGAUAUAUUCAAUUAAAUGAAAAAUUUCAAUUUCAUGACAUGAAGGGAGUUUAUUCAUAUCAUGCUCAACAAUGGUUAGAACAAGCUCAUAGAGCACAAUCAACUACAAAAAGGAGAAUCUCUCCAUUGGGUGUUGGUACUGAGUCAAUUCAACGAGGUCAUCGAAAAUUAAGAUGGGCUUCAUUAUUUGAUGCAAUUAGAAAAACAAUGAAAAAGAGAGAAAUUCAAGCUGCUAAAUUAAAUCAUAGAAAAUCAACUACGGAUUACCAACAAAAUCAAAAUCAACAAACUAAUAGUCAGCAAGGUUCUCCUGUACCUGAAUCUAAAAGAAAUGUAGAAAGAAUAGCUACACCUGCUGAAUUAUCAAAACUAAAACUUGAUAGAGAUAAAUCAAUAAGAGAAGCUCAUUUAAAUGAUCAAGCAACAAGAAAUAGAAUGAUGGCAGCGGUAGCACAACAACAAAAUCAACAUAGAAAUGCUGUAUUACAACAACAGCAAAAUCAUUCACCACCAAAUCAAAAUCAAAAUCACGUAUCUGUUCUUCCUAAAGCUGGUAUUGUACGUCAGGGAUCUCAACCAAUUACAUCUCAACCAGUACCAAAUUCUAAUAUUGCGCCAGCAGUAGGAAAUCAAAAUUUUCAAAGAAUGUCAAAUAGUCAAACUCCACAACCAGCUAAUAAUCAAAUACAAAAUGCUCAAAUUCCAAAUAAACAAACUACUACUCCAAGUAAUAAUCAAAUUCCAAUUAAACGACCAACUACACCAAACGGCACUCCUUUAACUAAUGAACAAAUUCAACAAUUAAUUCAAAUUCAAAAACAAAGAAGAUUAUUACAAGCACAACAAGUACAACAAGCACAACAAGCACAACAGCAACAACAGCAAGCUCAGCAACAGGUCAAUCCACAAAUGAGAAAUAACACAACUGCAACAUCGCCAAAUAUAAAUAUGCAACCACAACCAACAAAACAAAUGAAUCAAACUUUUAACCAACAAAACCAACAAAAACAAUCUACAAAUAAUCAGCAACAAGCUCAAGCACGUCCAAGGUUUAAUUUCCCGCAAGCUCAAGUUUCAGCAAUCAUACAUACGAUUCAACAACAGAAUCCAACAUUUACAAGAGAACAAGUCACGAAAUUAGCUGCUCAAUAUUUAGCAGGUAUGCAACAACAACAACAACAACAACAAAGAAUGUUACAAAGACAAAACAGCCAAGCUCAAAAUCAAAAUCAAAAUCAAAAUCAGUCUAGAUUAUCACCACAACAAAUGCAACAAAUUCAACAAAGGAAUAGUUCUUCUACUAGUUCACCAAAUUUACAAAAUAGACAACCACAACAGCAAAUGUUAAUGAAUGAGGGAAAUAUCCAAAUGAUGCAGAGUAAUCCAUCUUCACCUAAUCCAUUGUCUAGACAAUUGAGUAAUCAAUCUGGUAGCCCAAUAUCUGGGAGUCCAAAUUUGACUUAUAAUAAUAAUGUUGUUGAUGAAAAUAGUAAUAGUCAGUGA